Molecule: messenger RNA, 1509 nt
Organism: Aureobasidium uvarum
Lineage: Eukaryota; Fungi; Ascomycota; Dothideomycetes; Dothideales; Saccotheciaceae
Source: the annotation of a GenBank genome assembly
AUGCCAGGCCUGCACAUGUCUGCCUACGCUCCGCCAGGCACCAUGGCGUGGUCGGUUCCUCAGUACCCAGCAGCCGUGUCGACACAGUCGAUGCUGAUACCAGAGCUCAAGUUCUUCAUCGAGCGAGAUGACGGUUCUCUCAUCCCUCUUGUUCCUGUCGAUGAACUCCCAGACGACAUCCGCUUGGUUGGUGUGCCUCUGAGCCUGAGUGCCUCGCAAGCAAAGGAUAUGCUCUUCCUUGGACUUGAUUCAUCUGUCAGAAAGAAGUUUUCGCUUGCUGGAUCUAUGAACAUCAAGGAGUCAAUGGCUCCCACGCCAAUCGCGAUGAAAUAUACACCUCAACCCGAGAUAGCUCUUCACAACAAUCACGUACCUCAGGUAGUUCUUACAGCUUUGACUUUCUCUCUCUCUUCUGACGUGACUCGCAUAGCCNNUGUUCGUACGCAGACCUUUUCUGCGCCCACACCUGCAUUCGUUCCCGCUCCCCAGCCACUCAAUGUGGCCAAGCCGAGACCUCUCUACAACGAACGCCCUCUUCCGCCUUCUGGAAUUGAGCCUGAUCAGAAGAAGAAGAUCUACUGUACCUACUGGAUCCAGCACCAAGGUCAAUGCUCGUUCAAGCAGCAAGGUUGCAUAUACAAACAUGAGAUACCCGAGGACAAGGAAACACUUAACUCGAUAGGCCUGAAGUCGGUGCCUGCCUGGUGGCGCAAAGAGCAAGCACGCAAGAAGCAGAGGGGAAAGCGCCCCGAACGUAACGGUUCGAGCUCAGAGUGGGAAGUGGUCGAGCAACAGCAGACCGACAACUCUGCUCUUCAUAGUGACGAUCCUGUUCGUGUUCGCGUGCCACUCUGGCGUCCAAACGGCGUUCCAAUCACCCAAGAGGUUACCCAGAAGCAUCGUCCGGAGUUAUCUGCUCAGAAGGAUGCCUCUAUUUCUGACGUUCCAUCUGAUGCCGCUACUGCUGGCAGCUCGGCUCCAGGGCCAUAUUCUCCUCCUGGUGGUGUCAAACUGGGUGCUGCCAAGACCCCUGUACGCGGUCCUCCAUCUCUGCCAUUUAGGAAGCAAACUCUGGACUCGCCCAUCGAAGACGAAGAAGAAGAGAAUCUUCUCGACUUCGAAGUUCUUGUGCCGUCGUCAUCUCCAGACAUCCCUCCACCCUCUCACUUGAGUCCUGAACCACUUACCCAUCGCCAGUCGAAGUCAGAGGUGGUAUCUAGACGCUCAAGAAUCGUUGCUAAGGGCGGUGUGUCUAUCUCCCCAGGCAGAGGUACUCGCUCAAGCAACACUAAUAGCACUCGACGCGGCUCUGCAGACAAGAAGAUUAGCCCCGAAUCACCUACUGGACAGCACAACAACACGACCCAGGGCAGGGUUGAGGUGGGCAGAGAGAAGGUUGAGUAUGGCAAUGGCGUGUCCAGAAGAGGCAGACUCAANGUGACUCCACUCGCAGGAGCCGUGGCCAAGGCUGCAGGCGAGGUUGGCAUGCGGUCAGAUCAUGAGGCUUGA